CUUUGAGGUGGAAAGGGUUGUGAACUGCCCUAGAUAGUGUACGAGUGCGCCAAUCGGGAUACAGCCAAAUGUCACGUCAGUUCCGGCUUUCGCUCUCUCCGGUUGGUGCAGCUCCUGACUGACUGGCCGCGGCAGACGGAGGUCAGCGCCUCCGCUAAAGAGCCGCAAAAAUCAGUUCCCCUGUUAAACAAAGGUGGAGGUGAAGUCCAGGGUUCAGGAGUAAGAGCUUUCAGAGCGGCGCAAGAUCGCAAACACAGCGGGACGGAAGACAGGCUACAUGGAAUACACCACCGAGACAUCAUGUCCAUUUUUCAAGCUGUCACUGGGCCUCUUUUGUUAGAGCUGAGUACUGUGACUGCGUGCUUGUGGUCAUCGUGUCUUCUGGCUCUCUGAAGCCGACCUUCUCUCCGCUAGCCUUCACAAACAACCACAACAUGGCACCUGUGCCCCCUGGUAUUCGAUUCCUGGCAUCCUUUAACCGGGAGCAAUGGUACAGAGCCUUCACCUUUGUGCUUACCUUCCUGCUCUACACUAGCUUCCACCUGUCCAGGAAGCCCAUCAGCAUUGUCAAGAGUGAACUACAUAAGAACUGUACACAGUCCAAGGAAUUAGCCACUGUAAGCAGCAAAAGCAGUCAGGAGCAUGUCCUGCAUGUGGGAGAAGAUUGCAGCUGGAAGCCGUUUGAUAAAGAAAACUAUAAGCAGCUGUUGGGAGCGAUGGACCUCUCCUUUCUGUUUGUUUACGCAGUGGGCAUGUACCUGAGUGGAAUUAUUGGAGAGCGUCUGCCAAUCCGGCUCUACCUGACCAUGGGCAUGCUGACCAGCGGCCUCUUCACCUGCCUGUUCGGCCUGGGAUACGCCUUCAAUGUUCACAGCCUUAGCUUCUACAUCUUUGUUCAGAUUGCCAAUGGUUUAGUGCAGACCACUGGCUGGCCCAGUGUGGUGACGUGUAUUGGGAACUGGUUUGGGAAGGGCAGGCGAGGUUUGAUCAUGGGGCUGUGGAACUCUCACACAUCAGUGGGGAACAUCCUCGGCUCUCUGAUUGCUGGGUAUUACGUGUCAUGGAACUGGGGUCUGUCCUUCGUUGUCCCUGGCAUCAUCAUCGCUGUCAUGGGCAUCAUCUGUUUUCUCUUUCUCAUUGAACACCCAAAUGAUCUGAAGAAUGCUGGCACCCAGAACGGUGCCGUUAAUGGCCAGAAGCUGCACAAAAGCUGGAUGGGCAUUAACGGUCAUAAGGAGCUCUACCUGCAGUACAAGCAGGGGGCCAAAAGCCAGAGCUCUGAUAUGGAGCUGCUGUUGAGUCAGGACCGUGAGGUGUGUGUACCUGUGCAGCAGGUGGUUGUAGUGAAGAGUGAGGCAGAGCCGUCAGCCAUAAGCUUCAGAGGAGCUCUCUGCAUACCGGGUGUGGUGGAAUUUUCUUUCUGUCUGCUCUUUGCUAAGUUGGUCAGCUACACCUUCCUGUUCUGGCUGCCCCUCUACAUCACUAAAGCAGCUCAGCUUGACUCAAAAGAAGCGGGAGAUCUCUCCACCCUGUUUGAUGUCGGUGGAAUUGUUGGUGGUAUCCUGGCUGGUGUGGUAUCGGAUAAGCUUGGAAAAAGAGCCACUACGUGUGCUGUAAUGCUGCUCUUGGCUGCACCCACACUUUAUGGCUUUUCCAUGAUCAGCCAGUUUGGCCAGGGCCCCACAAUCGGCAUGCUGCUGGUGUGUGGAGGGCUAGUAAAUGGACCUUAUGCCCUCAUCACAACAGCUGUGUCUGCUGAUCUGGGAACGCACAAGAGCCUGAAAGGCAAUGCAAGAGCUCUGUCUACAGUCACAGCUAUUAUAGAUGGGACAGGCUCUGUAGGUGCUGCAAUAGGCCCCCUGCUGGCAGGACUGCUUUCCGCACAGAGCUGGGAUCAGGUCUUCUAUAUGCUCAUGGCGGCAGACUUUUUGGCUCUGCUGUUGCUGCUGAGAUUGGUGUUGAAGGAGCUGAGGUCUAAUAAGAGCCGCCCAGGAGCUGCUGUAGAGCUGAAGGAGCACUGAACACUUUGCACUAAAUUGGAGAGUGAGAUUAGAGAGAGGAGGCUGUGGACAUUCUCUGUCCAUAAACCUGCUGAGCACUCUUCUGACCAUUUCCAAACUGGACCACAACUUGAGUCUGGACCAAAACCACAACUUGGCCUGGUUAUUUCCACUGUGCUUUGCCGUUGACUGAUCACUUAAAGGGACAAGACUGAAUCUUCACUUGCUUUUUCCACUCAGAGCUUCAGCUCUGUAGCCUGACUGUUGUACAGUAGGGAUGUAGUCUGUGUAUGGAGGGAGGUCUCUGUUCUUAAACUGGUUCAAACUGCUGGAAUUCAUUAGGCAUUGCACCAUUAAGCUGUGUCAGAUAAAUGAAGGAACAAACAUACUGUAAGUGUUCAGAAAUUACUUUGUCUACGUUAUUAGAGUCAGUGUGGUUUUAAUAAGUUCAAGUAGUUAAAUGGUACGAUACCAAAAUAUUUAUUUUGGUCCUGUAAUAUUUAUAUGUAGAAUGCUGUAAUUUGUACAGUGGUUCUGUGGGAAUUAGAACAAGUUCAGGGGACCUAGUGGUAGCUUUAGGUGUGUUAGUGGAGCUUUUAAACCCAAGCUUCUGCCUCAGAAUAGUGCAGCUAUUUGUCAUGAGUAGGCAUAUUACAGCUGGAAAAAACCUCACAAACGUGCAAUACAUGGGAUCAGCAAGAGUAGGACUAACAGUCAUUGUAAUAGCCCCACCAUUAAAGGAAUUCUUUUCCCAUUAUAGUGUUAAUGUAGCUAAUAAUGAAAUGAAAGCUAGUGGCGAGGCAGUCAGCGUGACUUCACCAUGUUCAUUAGCAGUGUUAGGAUUUUAUCAAGACUAGGAUGGAGAACAGUCCUCCCAGUAAAGGGGUACUCCAGCCAACACAUGGAACCAUCGCUAGAUCUGUUGCCACACAUGCCCAUAGUCCCAACAGUGAACGGUGAUAUAUAUCGAAGCUGGGAGUAACUUUUGGAAAACUACAAGCACUUUGGAGCAGGUGGGGUCGUCGUACGACACAUUUGCAGAAUGCAUGCUGGGUAAUGUAGUGAGAGAAUACUGCUGGAGGAAGACAAAUGGCAUACAGAAUUGUGAAUUCUUUCAAACCUAUUUGGUUGAGGUGAGGGGUGCAAUACUCUGCUAUGGAAUAUUACUUAAUAUAAAUAACAAAUGCUAGUCUUCUGCUGGAAGUAACCCUUUUCAGCUAAUUUGGCUAUAAUAAAGCUAGUGUGGAGCCAGUUAGCAUGACCUUAACUCAUUAUUAGCAAUGUUAACAUUUUAGGUGAAAUAUUUAUAUUUAGUGGAGUCGACAGAACCAAUGCAAGUAUUGCUGCAGUGAGUGCUGUCCCCUUCUCUUAUAUGUAGCUGAAUCUUCCCCUUUCUCCCUGCUCACAGUAACUGUAGAAUGAAGUGUACCACUAAAAGUCCCUUGAAGCACAUGGUGGGUGAACAAAUUUAAUGUAAAUAUGGGUGCGUUGUGAAUAUAUUGUUAUUCAUUCUCAUCUGCCUUUCUAUAAACCAAAGCAAACCUUAUGUUAUUUAUAGAAGAAUAUUGUCUUUAUUUAAAUACUGUCUUCAGUACUGUGGUGGAUAUUAAGUGUUCCUUUUUUAUUUAUGUGUUGGGAUUGCUGGACAGAUCAUGGGAUGUUUCCUCAAUGUCUUUAUGUACUAGUCUGUAACGUUGCGGUGAUAUCGAGCAUCUAAUGCUGAAGAGAUUUGACAUGUGCAUUCAAACGCAUGAAAUGUUUUGGGUGGACGUAGAUUCAGUCAGCAGGUGAAUGUGUUCUGUACUGUGGUAUCAGGAGGCUUGUGAAAAGCCCAGUUUUGUUUCUUUUAUUUUAUUCUUCAUCAUGGAAUCAUUUCUUCCUUAUUGCAGAAAGAGUGCUAUAGAUUUUAAAGACACUGUAGAGGUUUAUUUUGUUUGUAUUUUGUAUGUGUGUGAGGCCAGUGAUGAGGAGAGAGAAGCUCAUUGGUGUUCAGUGUACAAACACAAAACGGACAGAUGAGUUUAAUUCACCGUGCUGUCGACAUUAGCCGCAGUUAUUGUGACGGUAAACCUGCCCAUUUUGCCUUUAAGCGAAGAGUGAUCGUGAACAGUGCUGCAGUCGGAUCAGUCAGACUGAUUCAGCGUUGGCCUCAGGGCUUAUUGCUUUUCUCCUGCAGUAACUACAGCACAAACUUAUUAGACUGUGGGGACGUCACACUAUGGAUGCUUGAAUGUCUUUAUAUGAAUAACCCAUGUGUGUAGUGCUGUGCUAGUGUUACAAGGAAAUCAUCGUGCCUUUUUUCUAUUCAACUGUUCUUUGUGUGGGAUUGUUUGUUUUUUAUUUUAAUUUUUCUGAUUCAUCUGGAAAUCUAAGUCACUGUGUAAUAUUGCUAUUAAUACAGUAAUUGAAGAAAUGAGAUUAUAGAUGCAAAAAAAAUGA
This is a messenger RNA of Pygocentrus nattereri (red-bellied piranha), 4439 nucleotides long. It is a transcript of the gene slc37a1, whose product is annotated as solute carrier family 37 member 1. Gene Ontology annotation, molecular function: glucose 6-phosphate:phosphate antiporter activity. Gene Ontology annotation, biological process: glucose-6-phosphate transport; phosphate ion transmembrane transport. Bases 435 to 2021 code for a protein of 528 amino acids. The record is from RefSeq and is a predicted model, not a curated record. Gene Ontology annotation, cellular component: endoplasmic reticulum membrane. NCBI's taxonomy places the organism in Eukaryota, Metazoa, Chordata, Actinopteri, Characiformes, Serrasalmidae. The transcript is spliced from 20 exons.